AUGGAAGAAAGGCUCAGAAGAAGAAACAAUAAUGUCAUCAAGAAGCUUCAAAUUCGCGAGAUUUCUUCAAUGCCGCAUCGUGCUUUUGCUGCUGCCACUGCUUUUCAUAGAUUCCGCAGCAUGCGCUUGACGCAGGAAUAUGAGACUCUUGAUGAUCCCUUCAAGACUCAAUCUACCCUUUUGCCCUUCCUGAUGAAAAGAACUAGAGUUUCCGAAAUUAUAGCUGCCAAGAAUGUGGUCUUUGUUCGUUUCCAUUCUGGUUUGUGUUCAGCUUUUAGUAGAGAAACCAAUGAGAGGAUUUGCAUUUUGAACCUCAGCCCCGAUGAAGCCAUUCACAGCCUCUUCUACAAUAAGAACAACGACUCGCUUAUUUCUGUCUCCGGUUAUGGUUCUGAGAACUUUGGCACUUUGAAAUGCAGAUCCACAAAGAUUGAAUACCUACGGAUGGGCAAGGCGGAUGCCGGGUUUCCUCUUCUACAGUCUGAAUCUUUGAAAUGGCCAGGAUAUAUAGAGUUUAAUGCUGCCAAUGGAAAGAUCUUAACUCACUCUGCACAUGAUAGUGUUUACAAGGUCUUUGAUCUCAAAGACUACACCAUGCUAUACUCGAUUUCAGAUAGGCAUGUUAAAGAAAUCAAGAUCUGUCCUGGAGUUAUGUUACUAAUUUCCUAUAGAGUCUGUGAUCAUAUUCCCCUCUUGAUUGUGUCCAUUGAAGAUGGCACAGUUCUCAAGGUGUUCAACCAUAUUCUUCAAAGUAAUAAGGUGGUCCUCAUCGAGUCAUGUAAUGAAAAGCUUCUAGUCAAGCAAGAAAAUAAGAACCUUCAGAUUCUAGAUGUUCCAAAGGCCGAGCUGAUGGAGGUAAACACAGCAGCGUUCAGGAGUCCAUCAUCAUUUAUUUUUCUGUACCAGAGUCAGUUGUUCCUUGCUAUCAGAAAUCAUACAAUUUCUGUUUGGAACUUUCGCGGGGAGCUUGUGACUGCAUUUGACGAUCACCAGUUGUGGCAUGCAGGCUACAAAACAAAUGACACACACAUAAUAAUUGACCAGGAUCUCAUUAUCUCUUACUGCAAGGCAUAUCCUGAUGACCAACGGAUGGAAGGCAAAGAUGCUGGAUCCAUUAAUGUCAGCAAUAUCUUGGAUGGGACAUGUGUGGCUAAAAUUGAUGCAAGAAGUAGCAGCAUCAAGGCUAAAGAGUGCAGCAGCAGUAGUUUCUGCGAGCAUAGUCAUUCAUUCAUAGUUAGUUCAGUUACAGAGGCUUUGGAGGACAUCACUGCCCUCACUUAUGAUGAAGAUAGAAAUGAGAUAUAUACGGGUAAUAGAUAUGGUCUUGUUCAUGUAUGGUCAAACUCAUGAUUGCAACCCCUUUUGAUGGUUCGAUGAAA
Cajanus cajan (pigeon pea) is the source of this 1379-nucleotide messenger RNA. RefSeq lists its product as uncharacterized. Gene Ontology annotation, molecular function: protein binding. NCBI's taxonomy places the organism in Eukaryota, Viridiplantae, Streptophyta, Magnoliopsida, Fabales, Fabaceae. The record is from RefSeq and is a predicted model, not a curated record.